UAUCAAAUUUUAAUAUUGUGGAUAAGAUUGAAGUAAAAUUGAUCGAUAUUGGAAGCGAUGAGACCACGCCGACUAUAAAACAAACCCACACUUCCCCCCGCACUCGCAAGGCGCUCACCACCCACACGCCCAAUUCCUCCUCUCUUCAAUUUCUCUCUCGGAACUUCCGACCAUGGAUCCAUACAAGCACCGUCCGUCGAGUGCGUUCAAUUCGCCUUUCAUGACCACCAACUCCGGAGCUCCGGUGUGGAACAAUAACAACUCCUUGACUGUUGGAACCAGAGGGCCAAUCCUCCUUGAAGAUUACCACUUAGUCGAGAAACUAGCAAAUUUCGACCGCGAGAGGAUUCCAGAGCGUGUUGUCCACGCUAGAGGUGCUAGUGCUAAGGGCUUCUUUGAAGUUACCCACGACAUUUCUAACCUCACCUGUGCUGAUUUUCUCCGAGCUCCUGGAGUUCAGACACCAGUUAUUGUUCGGUUCUCCACCGUCAUCCAUGAGCGUGGAAGCCCCGAAACUCUCCGGGACCCUAGAGGAUUUGCUGUCAAAUUCUACACUAGAGAGGGUAACUUCGAUUUGGUCGGUAACAACUUCCCGGUCUUCUUCAUCCGUGAUGGGAUGAAGUUCCCGGACAUGGUUCACUCGUUGAAACCCAACCCGAAGUCCCACAUUCAAGAAAAUUGGCGAAUUUUGGACUUCUUCUCCCACCAUCCCGAGAGUCUGCAUAUGUUCAGUUUCUUAUUCGAUGAUGUUGGUAUUCCUCAAGAUUACAGGCACAUGGACGGGUCGGGGGUCAACACCUACACUCUAAUCAACAAAGCUGGGAAAGUGCACUAUGUGAAAUUCCACUGGAGGCCUACUUGUGGGGUCAAAUCCCUGUUGGAUGAUGAAGCUAUUCGGGUCGGAGGAAGUAACCACAGCCACGCCACUCAGGAUCUGUAUGACUCAAUUGCAGCCGGCAACUAUCCCGAGUGGAAGCUUUAUAUUCAGAUCAUCGAUCCUGCGGAUGAGGACAGAUUUGAUUUCGACCCCCUGGAUGUGACCAAAACCUGGCCUGAAGACAUCUUACCUUUGCAGCCGGUGGGUCGGAUGGUUUUGAACAAGAACAUCGAUAAUUUCUUUGCUGAGAAUGAGCAACUGGCAUUUUGCCCUGCUAUCAUUGUUCCUGGAAUUUACUACUCUGACGACAAGCUGCUCCAAACUCGUAUUUUUUCGUAUGCCGACACUCAGAGGCACCGCCUGGGGCCAAACUAUUUGCAGCUCCCGGCUAAUGCACCUAAGUGUGCCCAUCACAACAAUCACCAUGAAGGGUUCAUGAACUUUAUGCACAGGGAUGAGGAGGUGAACUAUUUUCCUUCAAGGUAUGAUCCUUGUCGGCAUGCUGAGAAGUACCCAAUUCCCUCAGUGACAUUGUCUGGAAGACGUGACAAGAUCUGCAUCGAGAAGGAGAAUAACUUCAAGCAGCCAGGAGAGAGAUACAGAUCCUUUGAUCCAGCCAGGCAAGAGAGAUUUAUUAAACGAUGGAUUGAUGCUUUAUCUGACCCUCGUCUCACUCAUGAAAUCCGAGCUAUCUGGAUUUCAUACUGGACUCAGGCUGACAAGUCUCUUGGUCAGAAACUAGCUUCUCGUAUGAAUGUCAAGCCAAUGAUGUGAAGAUCAUGAGAAACCUGCAGAGCAAGGGCUAUGUGGAUAGAGGUGAUCUCAUGUGUUUGGAAUUCGAGAGUUUUCGUUGUGUGCAAUUUGUGACAACAGACUCUUUUGUGUAAUCUAUGCGACGAUAUACUGUGAUGCCAAUAAAUGAGGGAUUGUUCUACUUAUAAA
Messenger RNA from Andrographis paniculata, 1819 nucleotides. RefSeq names its product catalase-2. The record is from RefSeq and is a predicted model, not a curated record. Gene Ontology annotation, cellular component: peroxisome; cytoplasm; plasma membrane. NCBI's taxonomy places the organism in Eukaryota, Viridiplantae, Streptophyta, Magnoliopsida, Lamiales, Acanthaceae. Gene Ontology annotation, biological process: hydrogen peroxide catabolic process; response to hydrogen peroxide. Bases 173 to 1651 code for a protein of 492 amino acids. Gene Ontology annotation, molecular function: catalase activity; heme binding. The transcript is spliced from 8 exons.